AGCACAGCUCGUGCAGCCUGCCCCAUCUUCUCUGCUUGUACUUCCUGUCCGCCUGCAGUGAGCGCCGGAAGGUGACGGAUAAAGGGCUCGGCCAGUGAUCCUCGUGCUUGGCGGACGGCCCGCCGUGUGCACACAUUACCGCCGACAACUACCGCACUAUUAAGUCAUGCCCUCUUGUAUCGUCAGUGGUUGUAUUCAUAAGACUACAAAGAAGAAUUGCAAUGAGGAAGGAGUCAUAAUGCACGCAUUUCCAUCUAGUCUCUCCAGAAUAAAGCUGUGGCUCAGAAGCAUUGAAAGAAAUAACCAUCAAUAUUUUGGGGACAUUGAUGCUUUGGCUGAGAACAUUUUUUACAAAAAGAAUAACAGUUCUUCUCGAAUCUGUUCUGACCAUUUUGAUUCAGAAUGCUAUGUUCCAGCACACAGUAAGAGAAGAGCUCUGAGACAGGAUGCAGUACCCACCCUAUUCAGGGCACCGCUGGCCUUGACUGCUAUUCAUGACGCUACCCCUCCACAACAUAUUCCUUUCAUGGUGGAUGCCAUCACGCAGACGGAUCCCUAUACAUAUACACAGGACAAAGGUGUGCAAUGGCCAGAAUUUGAGUUCAAUGUUGGUGGGCAGUCUUGGAAAAUAGAACAUGACCAUGUGUACCACACUGGUCGGUCUACUGCCAAAACUUCCAAUAGAGUUGUGAAUGCUAACGCUUCUGUAAAUACUUCAGAUAAUUCUAUGCUAAAUGGAUUAGAAAGACAGCAGUCCACACGGCCAAAAGAACCAGUGGUAAUGAAUUGUUCCGUACCAAACCGAGAGCACAUGUCUGAUUCAUCUGGGUACUCAGACAGGGACAGUUGUAUAGGCCAAGAAACUGCCGACAAGAAUUGUGUAAAAGAACGCAAAUUUAUUGUGUUUGAGUCAUGCCUUGAUGUUCUGUUCAGAAAGGUUAGAUGUAAAAUUGAAGACUGUAAUGCCCUUGUUACCCAUACGCAAAAACAUGUUUUGGGUUCUUACUUGUCCGUGACUGGUCAGUGUCUUAAAGGCCACACCUUUCAUAUAUGGCACAGUCAGCCUACCAGAGGGGAAGUUGCACUUGGAAACGUCUUGAGUUCAGCUGCUCUUUUGUUUAGUGGAUCAGAUUUUCACAAAGUACAAGAGUUGUGCCAUUUAUUGGGGCUGCAGUUUAUAUCACACCAUCUAUAUGACCUAUAUCAACACAAAUAUCUCUUUCCUACAGUGAACCUACACUGGCAGCAGGAACGGCUGAGACUCAACAAGGCUUCUUUAGGUACUCGAUUAUGUCUUGCAGGUAGUGGACAAUGCAAUACUUAUGAGAAUGGUUACAGGUAUGGUAUAUACACUUUUCUUGAUACAGCAACUAAGAGAAUUGUUGACUUUGAAACUAUUCAGGGAACCAAAGCUAACUCCUUUGUAGCUUUGAAAAGAAAAGCGUUUGUCCGGUGCUUAAACAGGAUUUUACGGGACCGGUUUGAAGUCGCAUCUGUUUCUACAGACUAUCAUCCAAAACUGAAAAAGACUUGUGAGCAGCAGUACAGGAUCCAACAUGAGUAUGAUGCUUGGCUAUACACAAAAGGCAUAGAGAAACGGCUUCUAGCUGCAUGCAGGAAGGAAAACUGUUCUGUAAUUGCAGAAUGGAUUCCUAGCAUAAAGAAACACUUGUGGUGGUGCUUGGGUGCCAGCAAUGGAGAUGCCAAGGUGCUUUGUGAACUGUGGCAAUCUGUGCUUAUGCAUGUGACUGAUCGGCAUAAAUGGGAUCAUGGUGAACUUUACCAUGCAUGUGCACAUAGACCAUUAACAGAAUUUGAACGCCAUUGUCGACCCUGGGUUAAAGAGAACUCUGAGCCAUAUCAUGCAUUAUAUGAUGUAGUAAUGAAUCCCAAAGUCCUCAAAGACCUUCAUCAUCUCUCUCGGUUUCUACACACUGGAGAAAUAGACGUAUAUCACCAUUUUCUAUCAAAGUACAGGCGCAAAAGGGUUUAUUUAAAAUUGAAUGCAUUAGAAGCUCGCAUUAAGCUUGCCGCAUUGGCGCACAAUGCAAAUGUUCAUAGAAAACGUGUAAACUUCCAUUCCAUAUGGCAUGGAAAAGCUGCAAUUGGAACACGGAGGCAUGAUGGGAUUUCCAGAAAGAAAAAAUACAACUCGAAAACACUCUCUGGAUCCUCUAAUUCGCACGUCUUACCCAUGAUGACUGAUGUAUUAAAGUUCUUUGAUUGUCGCCUUACUAAUGAUUGUUCCUUGUGGACGUCUGCAUUAAAAGACAUUACGGAACAGACACUGAACAAAAGGAGUUACUAGCACUUAGAUUUUUACCUUUUUUAUACUUGCACAUUUGAAUGUAUGGACACGUUCUUUUGGUUACUAAAUAAAAUUGUUUACAACAAAGA
Messenger RNA from Hyla sarda, 2397 nucleotides. RefSeq lists its product as uncharacterized. Bases 167 to 2308 code for a protein of 713 amino acids. The transcript has 2 exons. The record is from RefSeq and is a predicted model, not a curated record. NCBI's taxonomy places the organism in Eukaryota, Metazoa, Chordata, Amphibia, Anura, Hylidae.